AUUCAGAAUUUUCUGAUUUUCAAUGGAACAAGACACUUGAGAGUUGAAAGCGAUUCAUUUUCGUUUCUCAAUUAUUUCAAUGUUCUCGCGUAUUGUCUCGUUGCGGUGUUAACUAGUUGUUUACUGGAAGUGCAGUGGUGUGCAGUCUUGAAUUGUUUUUACUUCGUGCAUCCAUAGCGAUGGAUGAAAAACUAAUGUUGGACGAUGUUUCCAGCAGUUUAAGAGACCGAGUGUUUUUCGCUGCUAGAGAUGGAAUGGCUUUAACGCUUUACGCGUUAUUGUAUGAAAAAAAUACAGAUGAGAUAGACGACCUUUUAAACAACGAUGUAUGCUGUGAUGGAGUCAAAUGUACACCACUUAUUGCUGCUGCAAGGCACGGUCGCGAGGCUGCCGUACGAAUACUUUUAGAUAAAUUCCGUCCUCCUGUAAGACUUGAAACGGAAGGCACUGUAAAGUUUGACGAAUAUGUUAUUGAAGAAACCAUCAAGGAAUUUUUGUACUUGACAGGAGCCACAGCGCUAUGGUGCGCGGCGGGCGCGGGUCACUUAGGAAUAGUGAAAAGGCUUGUUCGAGCUGGAGCUAACGUGAAUCAUGCUACGAAGACUUUAAGUACCCCACUGAGAGCUGCUUGUUUCGAUGGCCGCUUGGAUAUCGUGAAGUAUUUAGUCAGGCAUGGUGCCGAUAUACACAAGGCUAAUAAAUACAAUAACACCUGCCUAAUGAUUGCGGCGUAUAAGGGACAUUUGGAUGUCGUGCAAUUUUUAUUGGAAAGCGGAACAAGAGUGGACGAUAGGGCGUUAUGCGGUGCGACUGCGUUGCACUUUGCAGCAGAAUGUGGACAUGCGGCCGUCGUUUGCGCACUGAUAGACCACAAUGCCAAAAUGUUAACUAACCAAAACGAUAUGACACCGUUGCAGUGCGCAGCGGAACGCGCCCGUGCGUCAGUAGUGGAGAUACUCGCGGCGAGGCCGGACGUCACGCGCGCUCAGGCCAUUGAUGCUUUCGAGCUACUUGGCGCUUCGUUUGCUAAUGAUAAAGAAUAUUAUUGUUUACGGAUGGCGUAUCAAUACCUACACAGAGCAAUGACGAUGAGAUACGACACUCGAUAUGGUCAGCUGCUGAAGAAACCCGCCGAUCCCAUACCGGCCUAUGAUAACUGGCGAGAAAGUACCACUUUGGAGGAGGUGGAGAGAUUACACGGUAACCCACACGCGUUGCACAUGGAAGGUCUGACAGUCCGCGAGCGAAUUCUCGGUCGCCAAUGUCCAGAUCUGCCCCACCCGGUGGUGUUUCGGGGCGCGGUUUUCGCUGACGAAGCAAGGUUCGAACGGUGCCUCGCGUUGUGGAGACACGCCCUUACACUACGGAUUCUUAACUCUGUGUCGGUUGUUAAAGAUCUACUGAGGUUCGCUCAGGUUUUUUCGCAGAUGAUUCAUAUUGGAAUUGACUUACCGCUUUAUCAGGUAUGUUUUGUAUUGGAGGCUUGCGCUGAAGAAUUGCGAAGAGGUAUCAAAAGACUAGAGGUAGAGAGUGACACUGAAGCAUUGAUAGAGGAGUACGAGAGCAAUGUACGGACUGCCCUAUAUCUCGUUGCUGUUGCUGCUAGGUUGCUUGAGAAUCCUAAUAAUGACGAGCAAACAAACAGAUUGACAAGAUGUUCAGUGUUCAAUCUGCGGGAUGUGAGUCUUCGUACGGGGGGUACUCUGUUACACCUAGCCGUGGACAGACGGACGCCAGUUGACGAUUUUCAUACUAGUGAUGUAUGCCAAUUCCCUUGCACAAGAACAACUAGACUGCUUCUCGAGUGCGGCGUGAAUGUGGACGUGGCCGAUGACUCGAGGAGAACUGCGCUACACGUUGCGUUGCUGUCCUAUCAGUAUAUGCCUGUCCUAUGUGUAGAGGAACGGGAAGCGUGGAGCGAGGCGUUGUGCGGCUGUGUGUGUGAGUUGCUCGCACGCGGCGCACACGUCGACGCUAUGGACAUGGACGGGAUAACGCCUCUCGUCGCUUCCAUUGGGGGUCCGGCUGAGUCUCUAGUCCGUUCUGCGCUGAAUCCUAGGCUGAGCUGCCUAGCAGCGUCUGCGCUGGCGCACCACGGAUCGAAGUACCGUCCUGAACAAGUGCCAAAAGAUUUACACGAUUUCCUCAUCAUGCACGGAGUUUAUCCAGUAUAAUUUAACUUUAAUUUCAUUGCAAAAUAUACUUUCAUGCGAAGCAAUAAACACGUACUUCAUAUUAUACUCAAAUAGAGAACUCUGAAGAUCAGACUCUUCUGUGCUAAAAUUUUACGUCAAAUUCAGGAACUGCUCAAAAGCUCAAAGAUAUAUAAUUAUAUUCUUUAAAAUAUAGGCUAACCACAGAUAUCAUAUCGUGGCACGUAUCAUGGCAGUUAGAUGGUCUAACGAUAGUCGUGACAUAUCCUGUAUAUAAUUAUUCUCAUAAAAUUGCUUUCUUAAAAGUGUAUUGAUGUAUUAUCUGUAUAUAACAAAUCUAUUUAUAUACAACAAAGUUUCACGUAAAAAUUAAAAUGUAAGCGAAGCUAUACUGCAAAACUUGCCAUUUAAUUUGACAUUUCGCCGAUAUAGGCAAGAAUUACUUGACAUUCGAUUUAUAGAUAAUUCUAUUUAAAGCUUUAUCUAUGAAAAUGAAAAGAAUAUAUAAUAUGUCAAAUUAUAUUAUUCGUCUUCGUUAUUGUUAGAAAACUAGUCUGUUAUCAUUAAUAUACUGGCAAUGUGCCAUUUCAGUCAAACAGCGAAGACACAAUCAAUAUAGCUGUUUGACCAGUUCCUUAAUUUAACUGGCUUAUACAGGUUGUCCCAUAAAUCAACGUUUAUCGCUAGUUCGAUGGUAGUGCAGACAGAACACCAAUAAAUUAAUGAAUGAAUAAUGUUAUUUUUGUAAAUUAUUGCCAUAUUAUUGCCAUGCCAAAAAGUUAAAUGUAUUGUUAUUACAUCUAUCUGACGGUGUUGCAAAAAUUUACUAUACAACAUUGGCAAGUGACAAAAUGAUGACGCAUUUAAUCCAAAUUCCAAUUUAGUAUAACAACUUCUUUUUUUACUUACUUUUUUGAGACAUCUGCUUUAUUCCUGACUUCGGCUUGACGUUAAUGUCUGGGACACCUAUUUUAAUAUUGACAAUGACUUACGAGUUUUCAUAUAAAUACUAAUACGAGACUCGUAUAUACUUAUUUAUUUACGAAGCUUCUAUUGACAUUAAGCGAUAUCAUUUAACAUUUUCUGUUAGAAAAAUAGUACAAUGGUUGUAUAGAGGUGAUAUUAUCUGUGUAAAAAUUGGAUUAUAUUUCGUCUAAACUUUUGACAGCUUAAACACAAUUUACAACUGAAUUAACAAUAUAUUUAAAAAACGUGGAAUAUCGAAUUUAUGAUUUUAAAUUCAAAAUAGUUUUAAUAUGUAAAAAAGGAGUUUAAAGCUUGUAAAACGGGAUCCGUAUUAUGCAUUUUGACAAUGACAAAUGACAUCAAAUUACAUUUUAACAGUGUCAGCUGUCACAAGUAAAUUGGUCGGAAUAUAGCUCGUAUAAUUUUUGUGUCCAUUAUCAUUGAAACCACGUUACGAAUUCUAAAAGUAGAAUUUGAACUGUGGUUGUUUAAUGUUAAUUUAAAUUCUUAUUUUAUUCAAAGAUACUGUUGAAUCUUUGGUUCGUAAGAGAUAUAUUUAUUGAAUUGAGCCUCGAUUGGCUAUUUAUAUUUUUUAAUAUAUUAUAAGAGAAUAUAAUUCACUUGUUCUAGUGCGAAAAAGCCACACACUGAUAGUUUGAAUACGUACUUAUGUAUAUAUAUAUUUUCAUAUUAACCUAAUUUAUAUUUUUAUUCUGAAUAUAUUUUUGGAUAAGUUAUGUCCGAAAUGGUAAUUUGUUUAUAAUAUGAAUAUUUUCUUUAUAUUCCAAAUUGAACAACUUGCCAUAACACUCCAAAGAUCAGGCACAAAUUAAAUCAACAACUUAUUCAAAAUAUCGGAAGUCAAAUGGUCUACAACUUAAGUUGACAAUUUACCGUUUCGGGCGUUAGUUUUAACGACACAGAUAUAUCAGUUAUUUACAUAAUCUACAUUUUGAUAUUAACUGUAAAUAUUCUAAAUUAAUAUUAUUAUUAUUUGAACCGAUUUUGUCUGCCAUAUGUUUUUCGUCCAUCUUGUAUGUUAAAGCAUUUAUCAUACGAAUUGUAAGAUGAGUUGAACACGAAGAAUGUGUUCGAGAUGUGAUGCAACAUAAUAUUAUCAAAUGGCUCAAAGUUAUAGAUUAAGUGGGAGAUUGGGUAAUUUUGAUCGACGACGAAUAAAAAAUAUUUUUAAUAGUCUAUGUUCUUACUGAGAGCAAAUUUAAAAUACAUGAUACAACAGAGCACAUAAGCAUAACAUAUUGAAAGUGACAGUUCAAUAUAAUUGCAGAUUUUUUUUAAUUGCACCGUUGACAAUAUUCAAAUUAAGAAAUGUUAUUCAUUAUUACUCAAACUCAAUGCAUGCAAAUAUUUAAGGAAAAAUACAAUGUGAUAAUUAUAGAAUAUUUUAGGCUAGGAAAGCCACACGGGGCUUUUAGGUAAGAGAUUUCGGCCUUUGAAUUUAAAAAUAACGAAUAUAUAGAUGAUAAGUGUCACUAAGGUGGCAUGAGAAAUUAUCUGUUCGAUUUGACGUAACUGACAUUGACAAUUUACUAUUAAAAUUUGUUCGAAACACUCAUUAAAUGUGUACAUUAAGUUGGAUCGAACGCACAAUUUAGUUAGAGCAUAGAUUUGCUAGUAAUGAGAUAUUUUAUUGGUAUAAGUUAAUAAACCGGGAUAAGAUGCCUUAAAGUUCUUAAUAAAAUGCAAGAAGAACCAGUGAUGCUAAGCCUUUUAGGUCUAGGCCUCAGAAUAAUAAUAAUAAUAAAAACUUUAUUCAUGAGAGAAAUAUGGCUGUGACAGUAUCGUGGUGAUUUAUUUUUUCUAAUUGGCAAUUUGAUACUAUAUUCGAUCGUUCGAAUGAAUAAGCCCUAACUAAAAUGAUUUCUUGAAAAACUAAUGAGAUUAAGUUUGCUAAACAUACUACGGAAUUAAUCGGAAUAGACAAAAAUGAAGUUCUACCAAAAAUUAUGGCAAUAACACACAAAAAAGACGUAGUAAUGUAAAAGAGAAGACAAAAAGAGAGAGCGUCAAGUAAAAAUAUGGGAAGUCGAAAGGUGUAGAAAGCUCAUCCUAUAUGUUGGGUCAGAAGUUAACCCGAACAUAAACUUGGUUGAGUAAAAAAAUAUCUUUCAAAAGUCUCGUCUUUAUAUCUGUAAUUUUUAGAAUUAUUUUUAACUCCACUGUCUUUUUGUACAUUAUUUUUUGUUAUAUUAGUACAAAAUACAUGUAGAAAGGUUGCAUAAUUCAACUGAGGCAUCUAUCACGGUUUACAGCUAAUUAAGUUAAUUUGACCAAUUUCGACUUAUCAGACGGGUUACUAUGCUCUAUCUCUAGUCUUCUAUCAAUUGAGCUGAUAAUUAAUUAACUAUUGACUAGGUAACAAACCAUAUUGACGUCAUCUUACUAUCCAAUUUCGAUAUUUUUUUUGUGUGUAACAUUUGAGGGGCAUAGUAGUCCAUCUGAAACAAAUACGUCUGGUUGAAGAAUGUGUCGCUCAAAUAAUGGCCAUAAUGAGCUUAUAGGUAGUAGUUUCUGCUAUACGCUAGUAGUUUAAGGCUUUCUAACUAAAAAAUCUAUUUUUCUUGAAAGAGUUAAGAUUAUGCAUAUCAAGGACCAGUCUUAAACGCAGUUUUAAUUAACUUAAUUAUUCAUAAAGUUACCGUUAAGUUAAUUGAAGUUGCGUGCGUUGUCGUUACUUAAGAUAUGUUGUUUCAAAGAUAUGUAAUCCCAACUUUCUUAGGGUAAGAUUCGAGACACCGUUGAGUGACGUAUGACUCUUGUAUGUCAAUUCCGUUUUUGACAUAUGGAUGUGAUUUCGACAACCCAUCCUUUUCUUGGGAAUUUUUAACUGCACUGUCUUCUAUUAUAUUUUUUUACAUAAUGUCCAUAUUACAGUCGACAAAGUUUUGGAUGACUCAUUGCAUUUGGGUUUGACUCCGGUUUUGAAGAAAAAUUGUAAAUGUAACAGUGACUGUAGGCAUAGGUUUCACACCAUCAGAUUUUUAGAAAAACGACUAGUAAAAUUAGUUACUGGUAUUUUUAAAGGACGCUAUUCCAUACAACAUUCUUUAUCGUGGACACGAGCACGGCGAGUCCGUAAAAUAUGAACGCGAAACUGUAGCGACUUGUAUGCUCUUGAGCGACGCUCCUUGGGUGUAUCUGGAUGUAAACGGAUAAUUUUGAUACGUUAUUGUAAUGUUAAAAGUCCAAACCCAUUGCGUAUUCGAACAACAAUAGCUGAGAAGGUAUAUUUAAAGGAUGAUUAUCAUGUCGAGUGUCAACUCGUGUUUGUUUAGAGAUAGAAAAGAAAGAAAAUAACUUUACAAAUAAUAAAAAAGCAUGUUUUAAAAUAUCUCUCCCUUUGACAUAUUAAUUGUUUUAGAUAUUUCAAUUACUACUACAUCUUACUUCUACAAUUUUAGACGAAUACUUUACGUUUCAGUAUAGUAAGGUUGAGAUUUUGCAUAUGAAUGUUAGUGAAUGGAUAGUGAAAUCUUUGUUUUAAAAAAGAUAAUGUCCUCUGAAAGGGAAAAAAGCGUUAGCUGUACGUUUUUUUGGGUAGGUUUUGAUGCCCAGUCACGAUUAAAAGGAUUUAACAGUCGUUUCGUUUGAAAUUCCGAUCUCCUUGAUAUUAAGCUUUGCUCUCAAACUGAUUUGGGUGGGACUGGUUACUUAAAGGAACGUAUCAACAAUCUUCAUUUAAUAAUCCAUGUGUAACUUCUUUCUAUAUAUUUUUUAAUUAGUUCCAAAUACGCUCAAGGAUAAUACAAAAAUGUUAUUUAUACUCUUUAUAUAAUUUUACGUAUUACUUGCUGUGUACAAAAUUAUCAAAGUAUCCUCUAAGGUAAAUAUAAUAUGAUUUUUACAUAUCUAGUUUGUAUUGUGUUCAAUUAUUAUUUCUUAUCUUUAGUGCUCAGUGCAGUUAAUUUUCGUGCAAUAUUUAUCCAAGGCCACUGCACUUAAAUCUAGUCAAACUGUUAAAAUUAGUGUUUAGUUCGGGAUUUGUAGACAUUUUUUAAAUAAAUUGGUUUAAUUUUCAA
Molecule: messenger RNA, 7159 nt
Organism: Pieris brassicae (large cabbage white)
Lineage: Eukaryota; Metazoa; Arthropoda; Insecta; Lepidoptera; Pieridae
Gene: Fem-1
Product: protein fem-1 homolog B
Exons: 15
Coding region: 180-2174 (664 amino acids)
Molecular function (GO): protein binding
Source: RefSeq, a predicted model, not a curated record